This is a messenger RNA of Nannospalax galili (Upper Galilee mountains blind mole rat), 2479 nucleotides long. It is a transcript of the gene Ankrd10, whose product is annotated as ankyrin repeat domain 10. The coding region runs from base 167 to 1426 and encodes 419 amino acids. NCBI's taxonomy places the organism in Eukaryota, Metazoa, Chordata, Mammalia, Rodentia, Spalacidae. The record is from RefSeq and is a predicted model, not a curated record. The transcript has 6 exons. Gene Ontology annotation, molecular function: protein binding.
AAGGCUCCGCCCCGGCGCCCAGGUCCCGCCCUCGGUGCGCGCUGCGUUCAGCAGCGGGUGGGACGCGGCGGCUACGGCGCUGGUCUCCUUUGUGCUCGGGCGCCGACGGCCUCGCGGUCCUUCAAGUCCUCUCGCCUGUCAGCCGCGCGCUUUCUAGAGACGGACCAUGUCGGCGGGAGCGGGCGCAGGCGUGGAGGCAGGCUUCUCCAGCGAGGAGCUGCUGUCGCUCCGCUUCCCGCUGCACCGCGCUUGCCGCGACGGGGACCUGGCCGCUCUUUGCUCGCUACUGCCACAAACGCCGCUCUCCCACCUGACAGCUGAGGACACCUUCUAUGGCUGGACGCCGGUGCACUGGGCCGCGCACUUCGGCAAGUUGGAGUGCUUAAUCCAGUUGGUGAGAGCAGGAGCCACACUGAAUGUCUCUACCACCCGCUAUGCCCAGACCCCGGCCCACAUUGCUGCUUUUGGAGGACAUCCCCAGUGCCUAGUUUGGCUGAUUCAAGCUGGGGCCAACAUUAACAAACCGGACUGUGAGGGGGAAACUCCUAUUCACAAGGCAGCCCGCUCAGGGAGCCUGGAGUGCAUCAGUGCUCUGGUGGCCAACGGGGCUCGUACCGACCUGAGAAAUGCCAGUGGCUUGACAGCAGCAGACAUUGCACAAACCCAGGGUUUCCAAGAGUGCACCCGGUUUCUCUUGAGCCUCCAGAGCCAUCACGUGAGCCGUUUCUAUCAUAAUGGCACCUUGAGUAGAGGUCAUGAGAACAUACUUCCCAAUCACGUGAGCCUGGGAACAAAUCGAAAGAGAUGCUUUGAAGACUCGGAAUCCUUGGGAGUAAAGAAAGCUAGAACUGGAGUUCCAAGCCUGGAUUGCGCCAUGCCACUCGAGAAUGGUGAUACUGAAGAUGAUGCUGACAAAAUGCACGUUGACAGAGAGUUUGCUGCUGUAUCAGAUAUGAAAAACAGUAGCUCCGUGUCGAAUUCAUUGACAAAUGGAAGUGUCAUCAAUGGACAUGUGGACUUCCCCUGCGUGACCCCGCUCAAUGGGACGGAGAGCAGGACUGACCCAUGCUUAACAGGAUCUAAUGGAAUUAGCAAUGGAUUAGUUCCAGGAAGGCCAUUUCCGAGUGGCCAGGGUUCUGUUUGUGUUAAUGGGACUGAGGAGCCAGAAAAGACUAUGGGCAUUAACCCGGAGAUGUGUGGGUCUCUACAUUUGAAUGGGAGCCCGAGUAGCUGUGUGGCCAGCAGGCCAUCCUGGGUGGAGGACAUGGGGGAGAACUUGCACUACGGACACUACCAUGGCUUUGGGGACACUGCUGAGAGCAUCCCUGAGCUGAGCAGUGUGCUCGAGCACUCCAGCUGUGUGCGGGUAGAGCAGCGCUACGAUAGCGCUGUCUUGGGUACCAUGCAACUGCACCACGGCUCCUGAGCUGAAGGGCCUGAGUCUGAGCUCUACUGCAGCACUGGCUUAGAGAAGUUGCACAACCUGUGCUGCUUAUACUUCAGCUUUCCAAAUAAGUACUUAGAUCUAUUCACAGAGUACAGAGUUCCAGUGAGUGCUUGCUGGUAUAUGCAAAGAGGUUUCUACAAGGAUGGCAGUUCUUCUAUAAGAUGCACUUUUCUGACACCUGCGUCUUUUUUUUUUUCUUUUGUCACCAGUUAUGCCAUCUUUCUUUUUGUGAAUCUUUUUGAUCAGGAUGAAUUGGGGUGGUAAAUGAGGUGCCUGGUGACAAGUGGGCAUCAUUCAGAAGCUCGCUUUUUGUCUGCUUUAGGUUUUUGUGACAACACAGCUACUUCCUAUGCAAGGUACAGCCUUACGAUGAUUUCUUGCAGCGCUAUCUGUAGACAGAAAACUCCUUUUCAGUGUCUUCAAUGAAACUUGCCGUUUGGCAAGAUAGUAGUUGUAGAUGUUCCCAGUGGUUUAGGGUACAAACAAGCCCCCCUGUUAGAUGUGUAGACCACUGCCCUGUUUCAUUAGAAACAGGUUCUGCCUAGGAUGAAUUCAGAUUUGUUGUGUUUUUACUCCACAUUUCUACUUCGGCUCUAGAAUUUUUAAUCACAGAUAAUGGUUUCCUUUAUAUAGAAGUUGCUAUUUGUAGGAACUGUCAGGUCAAAGUAUUUAACUGACAACAGUGGCCUAUUUUUUUUGUUGUUGUUAUUACUGGUUUUUGAGGUUUUCGCUUUAAAAUAUAUACCAUUUUAUAUAUAUAUACACACACACACACAUAUGUGUGUGUGUAUCCAAUCACCUGGGAGAAUUUUGGAUUUCUCUUAAUGAAACUGCAUUAAAUGUAAUGGUUUUAUAGAAAUGAGCUUUUGUUUAGAUAACUAGUAGUUAUACUGUGCAGCUACUGCAAUGACUUCUGGUUUUUGUAAUAACAAUCGAUGCAGAUAAACUGUCAGAUGAAAUCAAUGUUCCUAAGAGUGUACUGACACUGUUUUUAAACCAUUCUUUACAAAUUAAAUAAAAAAACAGAGCUGA